GCGUCUUAGUGUCGUCAUCAUUGAGCUCACACAAGUGUGGCUGACAAGUAUCAAGCCACACGUUCAGAACAGAAUUUCAUGUUAGCACGAUCGUUCUUUUCCUCUUUGAAUACAUACGAUGUCUUCACUUCUCAAGGUGGACAAUGAAAUUAAAACCAAGGUUGAUGCAUUCAGGGAACGUAUCACUGCAGAAGCAGAGGAUUUAGUUGCUAAUUUUUUCCCAAAGAAAUUACUGGAACUUGAUCAGUUUCUAAAGGAGCCCGUCAUAAACAUCAAAGAACUGAAGGAGAUCCACUCAGAGAUAAAUCUGACUGUUCCAGACCCAAUCCUGUUGUCAAACCUGCACGACGGAUUAGAAGGACAAAAUGCCAAAAAGAGGAAGAUGGAGGAUGGAAGUGGGGAGGACACGGUGACCGGAACUAAAGUCUUUGUCAUGCCUGGUGGGAUGAUGAAGAGCAACGCAAACCUUGUUGAGCUGAUUGAAAGGGUCAAGCCAGAGAUUAGGACACUCAUAGAGAAAUGUAACACAGUCAAAAUGUGGGUUCAGCUGCUCAUUCCAAGGAUAGAGGAUGGAAACAACUUUGGUGUGUCGAUCCAGGAAGAGACAGUCGCUGAACUCAGGACAGUUGAAGGAGAAGCAGCAUCUUAUCUUGACCAAAUAUCGAGAUACUACAUCACAAGGGCAAAGCUGGUUUCCAAAAUAGCAAAAUAUCCACAUGUGGAGGAUUACCGACGCACAGUAACAGAGAUUGAUGAGAAGGAAUACAUCAGCCUGAAGAUUAUAGUUUCAGAGCUCAGAAACCAAUAUGUAACGUUACACGACAUGAUCCUGAAGAACAUUGAGAAGAUCAAGAGGCCUCGAAGCAGUAACGCUGACGCACUGUACUGAUGUUCGUCCACCCGUCUCAGCCUCAGAUCUCCAGCCCCUUGACCGACCACAGCCCCCUGGCUGCCCCCUGUUCCCCAGCUCCCAUCAUGCCUGUUGAGCUCCCAUAGCCUGGUUCUGUACUACGGUACCAUAGCUAGGCCAUCAUCCUUUACUUCAACACAAUCGUCAUCGUUGUCGUCGUCAGCCCUGAACACAGACAUGGCUUCCAUUAAUGGACACAACACACACUUGUUUCCUUUUGUUUUAAUUGUAAAAUAUAUUUUCUUGUUUUAAAUCCUUUUGAAGACAGAAUCUCUGUAUGAGGAGACAGAUUAUAAACAACCAAAAGCGAAUUGUAUUUUUUAAUUUUAAUUAAAAAUUAUGUCCUUAGAACUUUGAAAUCUAGAUUGAUGGCUCUUAAAGAAGUAAAUGAAAUGUCUGUCUCAUGCCCUUGGCUUCGGUGAAUGUUACCUGUCUUUUUUUGACUGUUAGGAAACGUCUUCUGUGAGAUGGUUGUUCAUAGAAGAUGACACACAAAUGCUGUUUUCCCUCCGAUCAUUGUCUGUACAUUACAUGAAUAUAAUUAUGAAGCUGCUUUUAGCUCUGCAGAUUAAUUGUUUUUCAUUGAGAAAGUCAUCAGAGCAUCACUUCUGUUGAGGCAUUGACUCUUGAAUAAAAUGUUUUUGAUAAUGA
Cynoglossus semilaevis (tongue sole) is the source of this 1561-nucleotide messenger RNA. It is a transcript of the gene psme3, whose product is annotated as proteasome activator subunit 3. Gene Ontology annotation, molecular function: endopeptidase activator activity. The coding region runs from base 119 to 889 and encodes 256 amino acids. The record is from RefSeq and is a predicted model, not a curated record. NCBI's taxonomy places the organism in Eukaryota, Metazoa, Chordata, Actinopteri, Pleuronectiformes, Cynoglossidae. Gene Ontology annotation, biological process: regulation of G1/S transition of mitotic cell cycle; regulation of proteasomal protein catabolic process; positive regulation of endopeptidase activity. The transcript has 10 exons. Gene Ontology annotation, cellular component: proteasome activator complex; cytoplasm; nucleoplasm.